Messenger RNA from Carica papaya (papaya), 2701 nucleotides. Lineage: Eukaryota; Viridiplantae; Streptophyta; Magnoliopsida; Brassicales; Caricaceae. The record is from RefSeq and is a predicted model, not a curated record.
UUUUCUAGUCUACCAAACAGGCUGCUCCCUACUGUACAGUUUCUACUGUAAGAGACACGAGCAGAAUAAAAUAAGAAAUAAAAGCUCUUCUGUUCGCACUUUCAGCUGUCUCUCUCUUUUCCUUUCUCUGAUAUUCCCUCAUCACUGGCUACUCAAAUCCAACAUUGAUUUCGAAUCCCCACAGUCCCGUUUCACAUUAUCAGCUGCGUAAUCCGUCUUCCCCUGCUACCCAUCUUUUCUCUCUUCAUUUUGGCUAAAAGGGCACUCUGAAAGUAACUUUUUUGAAAAAAGGUAUCGUGUUCUUGUUUUCUUUUUUCCUUCUGGUUUUUCUGUUUGUUUCCCGGGAAAAUGAAGAAUCAAAUUACCUCAUGGUUAAAUCCGGAGAUUUUCUCUCUCAAAAUGGGAACUUGCUCAGUUCAUAUCUCAGCUGGUCGGUGACUGCAGACGGUUCAUACAGCAUUAUAAGCCGUUAUUCCGAGUCCACUUUUUGAAGCCUGAAAAUGAUAGUAGUGCCCUGAAAUAGAAUGCAUACGCCAUUGGCCUAAUCUUGGGUCCCAUCUGCGACUAAAAGCUUUGAUUUCAAUACCCAUUGUUUUGUAUCCCAUAAAAAAAUUCCCAGCUUCCUUUUUCUUUCUCUUCCUUUACAGAUCAUUCAGCUCGGUAGGUCACUGAAUCUUAAUCUUCAUUUGAUUAAUCCAUUUACUUGCUAUUUUAUUCAUCAAUCACUCCUUAAUCGUUGUGGGAUGGUCAAGUUUUUUAUGCUCAGAGGUUGAAUUUGUUUAUGGGCCCAGAGCUGAGCUACUAAACAUUUUUUUUUCCAGUCAAGGUUGUGUUCUAUGCCGGCUACUGGCAUUCUGGGUUUGACUCUUUUUCUUUUCUCAGGUACCAAAGUCUAAUAAUUUACUCCCUUUUCAAUUUCUACUACCUUGAAACUUGGACAGUUUUGGUCUAUGCUUAUUUUAACUAAUAGAACACUGAAAUGAGGUUUAUUAUCUUUGAUUUCCCUCCCAAAUAUCUCUGGUUUUUAAAGUAAUAAUCUUGAGUAGUUACUGUUCUUUCCUUGGGUGCAUUUUCUUUGGUAAGCUUGAAAAUUGUAUCACACGUCCUGCCUUUUCUCCAUUGUUGGUUGUCUGGUAACUUUCUCAAAUGUGUUCAUUUGAUCUCUUUAGUAGUGCUCAGAUGAUAUAAGAGGUUUUUGGUCUGGUCUACUGUUUUCGUCUUUGUCCCUCUUCAUCUUUAACAAGUUUCAACUAUGCUUCAGGAGGCAAGGUAUUUCCCUAAUUCACCUAUAUUUCUAUGUAGCUUUCUUGGGUUCUUUCUGUUUCAAGCUGUGGUCUCUCAGAUUCCUUUAGGUUCAAAACUUUCUGUAGUUGACAAUAACUUGUGGGUCUCCUCCCAUGGUGAUUUUGCACUAGGGUUCUAUAACCUUUCUGAUUUUCCUAACCGGUUUAGCGUUGGGAUUCGUUUUAAUUCCAAAUCGAUACCUGUUAAUCAACGAACUAUUGUUUGGGUUGCUGGAGCUGAUGUUACUGUCAGCAACAAUUCAUAUUUCAUGCUUAAGGAAAAUGGGGAACUGGUUUUGGUUGAUUCCUCGUUGGGAAUCACUGUAUGGACUAGUAACACAAGCCAAGUAUCUGUAGCUUCUGCUCUUCUUGGUGAUGAUGGUAAUCUUGUUCUGAUAAACGAGAAAAAAGAUGUCGUAUGGCAGAGUUUCAAUACUCCAUCUGAUACUCUUCUUCCUGGCCAGACUUUCUCUGCCUUCAAAACACUUAGACCUCCAAGCAAGAAUUCUGUGUCAAAUUACUAUAGUCUAUACAUGGAUGUGAUGGGUCAGCUGCAGUUAAGAUGGGAAAGUAGUAUAAUUUUCUGGACAAGUCAAAGCCCUGCUGGUUCAAAUCUCAGUGCUGUUCUUGCCUCUGAUGGGAGGUUGCAACUUUUGGAUCAAAGUUCGGAACCUGUUUGGUCUGUGUUUGGGGAAGAUCACAAUGACAUUGUGAAAUUUCGUUUCCUUAGGAUAGAUUUUGAUGGUAAUCUGCGAAUAUACUCAUGGAGAGAAGAUUCACAGUCAUGGAAAUCUGUCUGGCAAGCUGUUGAGAAUCAGUGUGAUGUUUUUGCAACUUGUGAUCAGCGUGGUAUAUGCACAUUCAAUUCAUCUGGGUCACCUGUGUGUCAAUGCCCGUUUAACUCUCAUUUGGAAUCUAAUCCGAAAUGUUUGGCUCCAUAUUAUCAGCAUUGUAGUUCUGGUUCCGCCAUGCUUGAACACAGGCACAUGGUCUUAUAUGGAAUUUACCCAUCAAACGAUUCAAUCUUCCAAACUAGUUUAGAGAAAUGUAAAGAGAUGUGCCGGGAAAACCCAAGUUGCACUGCAGUGACCUUCAUGAAUGAUGGAAGUGCACAAUGUCGAAUGAAGUUAACCCGAUUUAUUAGUGGUUAUUCUUAUCCCCGUAUGAGUUCAAUAUCUUUUGUCAAGACAUGUUUGGACCCAAAAGCUGUUGAUCCCAUUGUUCCGAAAAACUCCUCUUUGAGCAGCCGGUCUUAUGAGCUCUGUGUUUCUUGCACUCUUGGAGCAGUGUUAGGAACAUUUGUCAUAUUUGGAGCACUUCAGUUUGUCAUUGGUUUUCGGAUAUUCAAAAGAAGAGAAUGGGAAAUUAACGGCAAUGAUGACAAUCUGCCUCUGCCAUUGUUUAAUCUUUUGCUUUGA